This is a messenger RNA of Hibiscus syriacus, 546 nucleotides long. RefSeq lists its product as uncharacterized. The record is from RefSeq and is a predicted model, not a curated record. Bases 67 to 456 code for a protein of 129 amino acids. Lineage: Eukaryota; Viridiplantae; Streptophyta; Magnoliopsida; Malvales; Malvaceae. The transcript has a single exon.
AGAACCUUAUAUCAAAAAAAAGAUUUUGCAGCAGUUGCAGGUGGUGGUGGAAGAAGACGAUCCGUGAUGCCUAAUGAUCAAGCGGCCUGUUGCAGGAAACACCCGAAGCACAGGCAAUCCCCAGGCGUUUGUUCUCUUUGUUUGAAAGAGAAGCUUUCACGUUUAUCGACUAGUUCAAGCUCACGUUGUACUACGAUUGCCUCAUCUUCUUCUUCUUCUCUUUCAUCGUAUUGUUCUUCGUGUUCAGCUUCUUCUUCUUACGCAUCUUCUCCCAUGCAUCAUCGUCACCGUUUUCCUAAAGAAGGAAAAGAUGGGUUUUUUUUGUUAAUGAUUAAUGGGAAAGAUGUGUUAAGUAAGAGCAGAUCGGUGGUGUUUGGUUCGAGAUUGACAAGGGAAGAAGGGAAGAACAAAACUGGGUUCUUGUCUAAGUUGCUGCAUCCAAGAAGGGUUCAUUAAUGGCGGGCAUUUUGUUCCAUUUACUAAUGUUUUAUAUUUCUUUUGCAUUCAUCAGAUUGUAAAAUUUGUACAACUUUAGAGAAGAAGCGG